Alternaria rosae is the source of this 1568-nucleotide messenger RNA. RefSeq lists its product as uncharacterized. The record is from RefSeq and is a predicted model, not a curated record. Gene Ontology annotation, molecular function: transmembrane transporter activity. The coding region runs from base 85 to 1299 and encodes 404 amino acids. Gene Ontology annotation, cellular component: membrane. Lineage: Eukaryota; Fungi; Ascomycota; Dothideomycetes; Pleosporales; Pleosporaceae. Gene Ontology annotation, biological process: transmembrane transport. The transcript is spliced from 3 exons.
UUGCCGACAAGCUUUCGAUAGCGGUGUCAAGCCUGCCCGCUCGGUCCCCGCGCUUUCGAACCCUCCAGGAUCAAGAGAACGGUCAUGAAUCCGAUUCAAGCUUACCCUGCUGAGGGCGUGGUCGUUCAAGAUGCGCAUCACAGUCACUACGCGCCCGAGGCAGCUAAUAACAAAACCGGUGCUGGCACAUAUGUAACAUCUGAGAAUGAGUCGCAUAACGUUGCGGCCGGGAACGAGGUUCUAGAACGCGAUGCGCAGACCAAGGGACGGUGGUUCCAAUACCUCAAGACGAAACAAUUCUGGAUCACAUUGGUCCUUGGGCAGGUCCUCGCUCUCUGCAUCACCGGUACAAAUACACUAUCGUCUCUGCUCGCGGAAGAGGGUACAUCGAUCCCCGCCUUCCAGUCCUUCUUCAACUACGUCCUCCUCAACAUAAUCUACACAUCUUAUACUCUCUACAAAUACGGCUUCAAGAAAUGGGGACGACUCGUCAUAAAAGAUGGCUGGCGGUUCUUUAUCCUCGCCUUCAUGGAUGUCGAGGGUAACUACUUCAUCGUACUGGCGUAUCGUUACACUACCAUUCUCAGCGCCCAACUGAUCAACUUCUGGGCCAUCGCCGUUGUCGUGAUAAUCUCCUUCUUCUUCCUCAAAGUCCGCUACCACUACACGCAAAUUUUCGGCAUUCUUCUGUGCAUCGGCGGUCUAGGUGUAAUCUUUGGCUCCGAUCACAUCACCGGCACGAACAACUUUGGAGCUACGGACCAGGUCAAGGGCGAUCUUUUUGCGCUUCUAGGCGCCACUUUCUACGGUCUGUCCAACGUAUUUGAAGAGUGGCUUGUUUCCGAACGGCCGCUGUAUGAGGUUGUUGGCCAGCUUGCUUUCUGGGGCAUGUUCAUCAACGGUACGCAAGCGGGUAUCUUCGACCGCGCCGCCUUCCGCAGUGCGACUUGGAACGCCAAGGUUGGAGGCUACCUUACCGGGUACACACUCAUUCUUUCGCUCUUCUACUCCCUUGCACCGGUCCUGUUCCGUCUCAGCUCUGCUGCAUUCUUCAACAUCUCCCUUCUGACAGGAAGCUUCUGGGGUGUGGCGAUUGGCGUCAAGGUUUUCGGAUUGAACAUUCACUGGAUGUACCCCAUCGCCUUUGUCCUCAUUAUUAUUGGCCAGGUUAUCUACUUUCUGCGACAGAGUAUGGUCGGUGAGGCGUUGAAGCCAUGGUUGGGCAAGGAUCAGGAAAGAGGCCAUGCAGGUGUGGGUACGGCGAAGAAGAGGGUCGAGAGGCCUGAGGCUAUUGUCUAGGAGUAGAUGUUAUGAUGGCAACGCCAAAGGGAUGAUGUUGGCUUUGCUUAUAAAAUCAACUAAACAUACGAACCCUGAUGAAACAUUCUGAUAGCAAAUGCUGUUCUUCUUGGUCGAUUCCAUUGGCGAAGAAGACAUGUAAAUUCAAUGUCUCAACCGAUCGAGCAGCUACGGAAUGAGCAUCCUCCGUCCAUACCACCCUCGUCUAUCAGCCCACCCUAUCGACCAGUUGCGAUGCGCAGUGAAAGAUUCCGUUGUGAUGACGAAGU